AGUGUCCAAAAUUUUAGUUGUAGUUUAUCUUUGAAAAAAUCAAAUUAUUUUCAUUUGCGGACAAGAGCCAAUCUCAUUAGUCUAACUAUUUCAUAAAAUUGGUUAAAACUGGUAUUUGUAUUUCGAGAUCACGAACGUGACGUGUUUUUAAUUGCUCAAAAGAUGAGUCUAGGAUCGAAAGUAGCUUUGGCAGGAUCAAUCGUUUUCACAACAGGAAUCAUUACGUAUGUCCAUAAUAAACAGAAGCAAGACAUUGAGCGUCUACACGACGGAGUUAUAAAAGAUGCUGAAAGACAGGAGAUGAGAAAAAUAGCUAAUCUAAAACACCUACAAGAACAAAUUGAUCUAACAAAAGCUUUAAAAGCUCAAAGAGAUAAGGAGAUGAAAACUGAGAGCUGAUAUAAUAAAACAUUCAAUAGAAAAGACUAAAAUAACUUUUCUGCAUAUGUGCUUCUAAAAUGAAAUAUAUUAUACCUGUCUGUUAAGUAUUUUUUUGUAAAUUAGUAUACUUAUGUAAUUUUCACAGAUAUUUUUGAAAUAAAGCUAUAAAAAUGAUUAAAUCCAAUAAUAUUUUUUAUAGGAA
Molecule: messenger RNA, 583 nt
Organism: Dimorphilus gyrociliatus
Lineage: Eukaryota; Metazoa; Annelida; Polychaeta; Dinophilidae
Source: the annotation of a GenBank genome assembly